Molecule: messenger RNA, 246 nt
Organism: Didymella exigua CBS 183.55
Lineage: Eukaryota; Fungi; Ascomycota; Dothideomycetes; Pleosporales; Didymellaceae
Exons: 2
Coding region: 1-246 (81 amino acids)
Source: RefSeq, a predicted model, not a curated record
AUGGUUUACUACGGAGAUAAUGCGCCUCAACUUGCUGGAUCGGUCAUUACCCUCGCUAUUAUCACGUAUGUGACCUUCGGGCUCCGCGUCUACACACGAAUUCGCAUUGGGGCGUUUGGCAUGGAUGACUGGUCUAUGACGGCUGCAGCAGCACCGCUCACCGCCCUCUGCAUCGGAGGUGCAUAUAACGGCAUCGGGAUCCACCUGGCAAAGCUCAACACGGAGCAGAUGAAGACGGGCAUGUAG